Molecule: messenger RNA, 570 nt
Organism: Cyclocybe aegerita
Lineage: Eukaryota; Fungi; Basidiomycota; Agaricomycetes; Agaricales; Hemipholiotaceae
Source: the annotation of a GenBank genome assembly
AUGGAGAAUUUUCAUAUGGGGAUAAUCCAGCACCGCGGCAAACCAAAGGACCCAUCGGUAAAUGCCAUUGCAAGCACCCGAUGGGGACGUCCAGGGGAACCACACGGCGAGAAGCAGCUGAAGGGCAUUGCACUUUAUGAUAAGUUUCAUGAGCGUACUCAUGACCAGCGAGUCGGGACACUCAUUCAUGAAGCAUCUCACGCCGUUGGAGGAACAAGGGACUAUUUUACCCCGGACAAGUCAGGCAAGAUGAGGGCAAUUAGCGGGAAGGAGACCGCUAAGCUUGGGCCGGGACCUGGAAAGCUCUGUGGCUACCUUGGCAAGAAUUUCGAAGAACUCAGGGACAAAGCGUCCAGUGUUAUGCAUCUAAAUGCGGACUCGUACAAAUUGUUCGCCUACACGAUCCACCACGGCACUAUUACUACGAAAAUCCCGGCUAAGCCUCAAGCACCCCCGGCGGGCCCUUCAGUACCCGCUCCAUCGCGCACACCCAGUGACCGCCCCAGCACGGCUUCGGACCCCAUCGCAUUCGGGGACAAUACCAAGCAGCCCAAGACUACGUUCAGGUAG